Yamadazyma jaroonii is the source of this 2958-nucleotide messenger RNA. NCBI's taxonomy places the organism in Eukaryota, Fungi, Ascomycota, Pichiomycetes, Serinales, Debaryomycetaceae. The record is from the annotation of a GenBank genome assembly.
AUGAAUAAGGUAGAAUUAACAGCUACUCAGCCAAUACCGAAAAAAUCUCAACAAAUUAAGACUGAUAAACCACGUCCACAUAUUUGUACUAUAUGUACUAGAGCCUUUGCUAGAUUAGAGCAUUUGAAACGUCAUGAAAGAUCUCAUACCAAUGAAAAACCUUUCCAAUGUGCUAAUUGUGGUAGAUGUUUUGCUAGAAGAGAUUUAGUUUUGAGACAUCAACAAAAAUUACACAGUGAAUUGGGUAGAAGAAAUAGUGAAGAUAUCAUUGUUUUGAGGAAUAACACCAACGCAAAUGCUCCCCUUACACCUAUGGCUACAAUCAAUUCAAAAUCACCAUCGAAUUUAUCAAUGAUUUCCAACAACUCCAGUUCAAAUUUGAAUCAAAAUGUGACUAAUCAAAAUUCCAAUGGCAAAAAGAAAGAUAAACCAAUAUUCAAGUCAGCUUUGUUCAAUUUAAACACUCCGCCAAAUUCAAAUUCCAAUUCUAUAUCAUUUCCAGUGAAUCAUUCACCUGAAAAAAUUGAUAGGUAUCCACGUCAUCAAAGUUAUUCUGCGGUUUCUUCCAAUAGUUAUACCAAAGAUUAUGAAUUACCAUUGAAUCUCGACCUUAAUUUGGAUUAUUUUGAUUAUCAAUUAAACCAUUCACCCCAAACACCAUCAACACAAAAUUUAAAUCAACCGGUGAAUUCUACUGAUAAGAAAAGAAAAUUGGAUGAUUUGUCUCCCACAGAAUAUCCUUUGGUAAGAUCACAUUCGAACCCUAUGCCAAACCAUCAUAUGGUAAUUCAGAAUGAACAUAUGGAUCCGAUUAAUCAUAGUAGUGUAUCAAGCAUUCCAGCAUCUAAUCCCACUUCCAUACCAAAUUCAAUUCCAUCAGUUGGAGUAAUCCAUGAAUCACCUUUCCACAGAGAAUCCAUAUCCGAAAAUAACGACUGGCUACAGGAGAUCAUCAAUACUCCUUAUGAACCUAAUUUUUUUGAAGAACCAACUGAUGAAAUAUCUAACUUAUUUAAAUCAAGACAAUCAGAUUUGAGUAAAAGUUUCACUGAUUUGAAUUUCCAUGAUAUUGAAAUGUAUUUACCCAUGGAAAUGAAUGACAACCACGGCCAAAAUCAAAAUCACUUCCAACAUGAUCAUCAGGGCCAAGAUCAUCUCAAUCAAAAUCAUCAACAUCAAAUGUCUGAUCAAAUAAGUUUUGAAGUACAACCACAAUCUAACAAUUCCGGUAAACCUUUGAAUAAUGAAUAUGCUUAUAUUAAUGAUGAGUUAAGGCAUAGAAUUCUUGUGGUUAGUAAUUUAUCAGAUCUUCAAUUUCCUUCAUUGGACGAAUUGAAUACUUAUAUGAAACUUUAUGAAAAAGAAUUCAACAAAUAUUUCCCUUUCAUUCAUUUACCUUCAUUAAAAAAUCCUAUGGUUGAUAAUAAUGAAAAUAUUCCUUUGUUAUUAUCAAUGGCGUCAAUUGGUGCUUUAUAUUCAUAUCAUGAUAGUAAUACUUUACUAUUAUUCAAUUUAUCAAAAUAUCAUAUACAGAAUUUCUUCGAAAAAGAAGUAACUUUGGAUAAUCUCCAGUUCAAAAAAGUUCCUUUAAUGGCACAUCAAUGUUUGGUGCUACACAUUUUCAUCUCAAUGUUCUUGAAUGAACCUCCAAUGAUAGACAUUACUUCUAGACAAAUGAAAUCAAUGGUUGGGUUAAUCAAAUCCACAAAUUUCCAUAAACCUUUGGAAAAUUUCUUGAUACCACCACAACCUAUUGAUUCCAAUGAAGAUGGUAGAUUAGUACAGAAUAAUUUCGAUUAUUUUAUCAUGUGUCAAUCUAGAAUCAGAACUAUCUUUGUGUUCUAUAUGUUACAACAAUUCAGAACUUCUACUUUAUUAGAUUUGAAUAUCUUAUUAAAUGCUAAUAACAUUAAUUGUGGAAGUUAUAGUUAUGAAAAUUUAUGGAAAUGUGAAAAUUCUAAUCAAUGGUAUGAUGAAUUAAUAGAUAUGGGAUUAUUAAACCAAAAUAAGCAAAUGAAUAGUAAUUUCCUGAUUAUCAAAUUAAGUAAUAAUAUCGAUAUGAAAGAUUUGAUUGAUAACUUGAACCAUUUCAAACCAACUAAGAUAGGUUUCAAUAAUUUACUUUAUCUUUUGAUAUAUUGCCAUGAAAGGAUUCAACAGAGUUAUUGUGACUUGAAAACAAAUUUCAUUCAAUUUGACCAGAUCAAUUGGAGAUUGAAAAAUCAUGAAUUGAAGAACGUCUUGAAAUCAUGGGAAAUGGUUUAUCAUUUCAAUGGUGGAUCCUUGAUAAUAAAUGAAUCAAAUAAUCAAUUAUUGAAUGAACAUAAUGAAUUCAAAUUGAUUUUACCACUUUAUUACUUUGCCAAAAUAAAGAUAGCUGUUAAUUUGACACCUAUCAUUGAAAGAAUUGUUUAUAAGGAUUGGGAGAAUAUGAACAAAUAUUUGAACAAUUUACAACAAGAUUUCGAUGGUUUGAAAGAAUCUAUCGAUUAUAGUUUGGAUAUCAUGAACUUAUGGAAUCAAAACAUUUCUGUUGUAAAUGAUUCUAAAGAGAACAACUUGAGAACACCAGUUUUCUUUGUUACUUGUGUUUUUGUAUCAUUAUUGCUUAUAAGUCAAUUCUUGUAUUCUAUUGAAGAUAAAGAUGGUAAGAUUGGGUUGGGUACUACUGAAAAAGUCUUAUGGUUAAAGUGUGAACAAACUUUAAAGAAAUCAGAAAAGAUCCUUUCCCUCAAUUCAACUUCCAUGGAAGAUUAUGAAAAUUACGAGAGUAUUAGGAAGUUGAUUGAAUCUAACGGUAACGAAAAGUUGAUAAUGAAUUCCUUGAAAUUAAUAAAAUUAAGUAACAAAUGUUUAUUUUUAGGGGUCAGAAUUUUAGCUGAUGCCCCAAUUUGGCCCUUAGCAAUGGGUUUUGCUGAAGCUUUAAAAAAUAGGGCCAACUAUAUCUCAAAAAUUUAA